This is a messenger RNA of Fimicolochytrium jonesii, 2153 nucleotides long. RefSeq lists its product as uncharacterized. The transcript has a single exon. Lineage: Eukaryota; Fungi; Chytridiomycota; Chytridiomycetes; Spizellomycetales; Powellomycetaceae. The coding region runs from base 451 to 1815 and encodes 454 amino acids. The record is from RefSeq and is a predicted model, not a curated record.
UGGGAGACUGGGACGGCCGCGUAACCAUGAAGAGACGACGGAGAAACUUCAAAAAGCUUCCUAUGCGACCAACCGCCGGUGAUGGGUUCAAGUUGUUGGGAUCAUGGUAACGAGCACUUUGAAGGGCAAAUACCGGGAGAGGGCAGUAGGAGCUGUAAAGACGGGAUGGGCUAGCUGGAUGCGUUCUAGCGGGCGGCCGUCAUUUCUUCGCAACGUGCCUCGUUGCUCAACGUUGUUUUUGUGGAGGACACUCGAGGAUAAGACGGCAGAAAAGGAGACGACGAGCCCUUUCGCAACAUCUGCAGGGCAAGGCCAAACAUCGGAGUGGGCAUCGGCGUCGUUCAGCGAAGGAAUUGGGAGAGCUCGGAAAAGAAGCCGGCCAGAGAGUUCAAUCAGGGUCCUCCGGUCGGGUCGAAGUCGCCGACAGCAGAGUGCUAAGACCUACCGCUGAUGAGCUCGAGUGGAGUCCUCACCACGAUGUCAACAAACGACCCGGACCCAAAGCCGACGACCUCAGCACCUCCUCCCGACACUCCCACCACUGUACGUCCGCCACCACCUCCUAAAACGACAGACCCACCACCACCUCCUCCGCCCCCCAAAACAACAGACCCACCGCCACCUCCACCACCUCCGAAGACGACGGACCCACCACCACCUCCUCCACCUCCUAAAACGACAGAUCCACCACCUCCACCUCCUACUACAAAGCCAACCGUGGUUCCAACGAAAAUACCCACUGCCGACCCCAUCACGAGGUCAGCUCCACGAACGGUUCUCUCCACUGUUGAUGAUACCGCCAAUGGAACCCCGACUAGAAGAAUCGUCUCAACAGUUGUAUGGGUGGACGAAGUCAUAACCCCUACGGAAAACGCUGGUCUACCGAACUCAACGCAAUCAGCCGACCCUUCCAACUUAGAGAAACCUCCAUUUGCAAAGACUGCUGGCGGUGCGGCGAUGAUCAUCAUAUUGACACUCUUCGGCGCAGUCGCAGCGUUCUACAUUGGCAAAUUUCUGUACAAGAGAUACAAGGAUAUCCGGAAAAAGAAGGGUUAUGGGUCAGGUGAGCCAGGAAUGUUGAGUCCUUCUACGAACUCGCUGGCUCCGAUGAUGAUGGCCCAGUCGCCGUCCACUCCGGCUGUGAGCGAAGAGGAAAUGCUGCCCGGAGAAGGCCGUGUGACCAUGUCCCAUCGCUACUCCGCCGCAUCACCAUACCCCAGCAUGCACUCCGGCAUGCAUAGCCCAUCCCCGCAUCCGCCGGCGGUCUUCGGCGGAGAAGACCUACCAGAACAUCUCUCGCCAGAGGAGCAGCGUCGCUUAACCUUCUCCCACUACGCAAUACGGCCCAGUUCGCCAUACUACCAGAGCGGAGACUGGACGGGCGUGUUUGCUCCCGUGGUACCCGGGGCAGGAUCCAACAAGUCAGACCCCCGCCAAUCGUACAUGAGCAACCCCGACCACCCUCAACAACCACACGGCACCUACGUCCCCCACAUGCUGGGCAUCCCCGAAGCCUACGAAGACUACGAUUCCCACUCGGGCGGCGAACACUUCGCCGCGUCCCACUCCCACUCGCCGGCGCCGCAACAUUACGAGAUCCCCUCCGCUAGCGACGAGCUUGGGUACGAAUCCCACGAUGUCUCCUCGGAGCAGCGACCGACCUCCCCGUCAGUGACGUACCCCCUCGUACCCCCGGCGCUGACAGUCAGGAACCCGACGCUGGAGAAUUCGCUUUAUCCGGGGACCUUUGGGUACUCCGAACGGGCGGUGGAGCGGAAAGGCACGUUUGGGAAUGCGGAGCAGACCACCCAGUAGUGCCGAGGUUUUUGUGAGGAUCCAUGAACUGGUUGGUCGCCUCCUUUGAUGCUGGUCUUCAGAGGUGACACCACCUCCGAAUAUGCUCCGAACUGCCCCAUCUCCGGCGUGAGGCUUCCACACGUGCUAUCACGUAGAGCUUUUGUAGUAUAGACCCCCUAUUUAGAUCCCCCAACUGUCAUCUCCUUCUGUUCGGCGUACUCCGGAACAUAUAAUCUCAUAGAUCGAAUCGUUCAUGGAAUUCGGUAUUCGUAUUAGGACCCUUUCCUGUGACUUUAUUUACAUCAAACCUUUGGCGGAGUCUCACAUCACAGUCAUAUCGCCACAUCCGAUUUCCG